AGGGCUCAGGAGCAGCGGCUGAAGCCUGUCCCGGAUGAGCCACAGGUCUGGGAAGGGCUAUCAGGGUGGUUCGGUGGCCGAGGAGCAGCGCUGGGCGCCGGGACAAGUCCCAGCCUGCUGCCUACUGCCUCAGUCCAGGGGUCAGCUUGACCGCAAUAAGGGAGGAGAGGAACAGCUCCCGGAGACGGCAACAGAAACAACCUCCUGUCCUUGGAGCCUGCUGACUGCUGCAGAACAUCCCCCUCCUUCCGAGGGCCCUUGAGAGGCAGCCAGGCUCAGAGAAUCCUUCUCCCUCUGGCUUGGCUCAGCAGCAGGUCACCUCCUCGAGUCCAGUCUGCUGUGUGCCUUUCUGUGGUGCUCAGGAGGAAGGAGCAUGGAAGCCCUGGAGGAGAAAGUGGAAGAGGAGCAGAGAGAAGAAGAGCUGAAGGCUUUGGAGGUCAGUGAUACCUUCCAGGAUGUGGAGGCAGAGGCUUCUGGGGAACAAGCCAGCAGCAAAAGUGAUGGACAAAAUCAUUUUGACUGCAGAUCCAUCGACACAUCCCAGCUGCCAGCUUCAUACCAGACCAAUACCCUGCAGGAAGAGAAGCUGCUGGCCCUGGCUGCCCACUUCCAGCAGCAGUACAAGCACCUCUGCCCUGCCCGCCAGCCACUCUUCCUCCACCCAGCCAACGAGUGUGGGGUGCAGAAGUUUGUGAGCACAACACUGAGGCCAACCCUGCUGCCUUACUCAGAGCUCUACAACUGGGAUGGCUGUGCCAGCUUCAUCUCUGACUUCCUCACCAUGGAGCCCCUCAAGUGCCCUCUCACACUGCCCACUUCUCUCUAUUCCCCAACCACCAUCCUGAGCUGCCAGAGAGGGAACUGCUUUGACUUCAGUGUGCUGCUGUGCUCCCUGCUGCUUGGAGCUGGCUACAAUGCCUACUGCGUGCAUGGCUACGCCACCAGGGAGAUGUGCAACCUGGACCAGAGCCUGGAGCUGUGCCCACUGCUCAGCAAGCCACAGCAGAGGCAGGUGCCAAAAGAGGGGGUGGAGAAGUCCACCAAGUACAGAGUUAAACCCCUGCUGCUCCACAUGGCUGAGCUUCAGCAGGAGGACAUGGAGAAGGCAGAACUUGAAGCUGCUGAAAAGAGCAAGGGAAGAGAAAAGGAGGAGGAGGUGGAGGAGCCCAGGGCUGACCCUUGGCACGGCCUGAGGGUGCAUGCCUGGGUUCUGGUGCUGGCUGGGAAGAGGGAGGUCACUGAGAGCUUCUUCAUUAACCCCUUCACUGGGAGCAGCCACAGCACCAGGGAUGAGCACUUCCUGGGCAUUGAGAGCAUCUGGAACCACAAGAACUUCUGGGUCAACAUGCAGGACUGCAGGGGUGGCUGCAAGGAUCUGCUCUUUCACCUGGGGGAUGGGAGCAGCUGGGAAGCAAUGCUCUCAGGGAGCACCAGGCCUCCUCAGGCUUCCAAGGAGGAAAAGGAGCUCUUGGAGAGAGAUGAGGAUGAUCUGCAGGGAAAGGAGCAGGCAGCCACGAGUUUGGACAUGCCACCAUCCUGGGUAGCUCAGCUACAGCUAUCUCCCACAGAGCUGCAGACUCGCUACCCCCAGGGCAGGAAGGUGACCCUCUACAAGAAAGCCAAGCUGGAGAAGUGGGCUCCAUACCAGCACGAGAAGGGACUGGUGCAACGACUCUCCUGCUACACAGACCUGCCCUGUACCGAAGUAGUGGAGGUGAGGGAGUGGUUCAAGCACCGAGAGGAUAUGCUGGAGAGGAGGGAGGUCAAUAAACAAACCCAGCUGAGCACAGACUACUUCAGCCCAGGACACCUCUUCCAUCUUAAAGCUCACUCCUACACCUCCCUGGAGCCAGAGGCUGAGCGCAGGAUGGAGUUUUACCACGAGGCAAGAGCUGAUGACCUCCAGAGAUGCCAUGCAAGUGCCAGCAGGCUGACAGAGCACUUUGUGGGUCGAGCUGAUCUCCUGCACCUCCUUCACGUGGAGUUUGCUGAAGGAGAGAAGAAACCAACCUUGGAUGGCAGCAAAACUGGCAGAAGCUUCCGACCUGUAGUGCUCAUCAAGGAGUCCUUCCAGAGAAACCCAGCAAAGCCUGCUGAAGAAGAUGUGGCAGAGGUUGUCUUUAGGAUCCCAGAGAGGAAGAUCCACUUGACCUAUCACUUGGAUGAGAACUCCAUCACUGCUUCCAAGAGGGAAUUCUUCCAAGUGGCAGAGAGGGACAUGGAAGGGCAGAAAAUCUUCAGGACCCAUGAAAUGUGCAUCACCUACGAGGUUGGGUCCUCUGAGAAAGGGAAGAGUCGGUACCAGCUGUACAAACUGUUCCAGAGGCUGUCGAAGGAGGAGCAGAAGCUGAAGGAGGAAAUCCAGCAGUUCGAAGCAGAGGUGUUGGACAUCCUGAAGAUGUGUGAGGAGAAAGAAGCUGCUGUGAAGUUGUUCCUUCCCAUUUCAGAUACAGAAAGGGAUGAAAAGAGAAGGCAGCAACAUGAAGCCAUGAAGAGCACAGUGGAGGAGAAGCUGCCAGGACCUGAGGAGCAGCCCCUGGAUUUCCUGGCACCUUUCCUUCGUCCCGUUGGCCACGGAGAGCCCCUGAGCAGGAGGCAGGCUCUGCGUGUCAGAGAGAGCUGCUUGGCUGACCUGAGGCAGCAGCUCAGGCACAGGCUCAGCAUCAUCCAGGAUCGCUUGGAAAAGGUAUUCCCAGCCCUGCUGCCAGGCUCUGUGUGUGCUCCACUGGCAGGAGGGCACUGCACAGCUCCAGCUGGCCCACAAAUCAAAGACCAGAACAGCUCCAAGGUGACAGAGCUCAACCCUUUGGCCACAGCAGACCCAAGCAGCAGUGCAGGCUGGGGCCAGAGGGGCUGA
Messenger RNA from Pogoniulus pusillus (Red-fronted tinkerbird), 2857 nucleotides. RefSeq names its product dynein regulatory complex subunit 7 (gene DRC7). NCBI's taxonomy places the organism in Eukaryota, Metazoa, Chordata, Aves, Piciformes, Lybiidae. The record is from RefSeq and is a predicted model, not a curated record. Gene Ontology annotation, biological process: flagellated sperm motility. Gene Ontology annotation, cellular component: motile cilium. The transcript has 18 exons. The coding region runs from base 374 to 2857 and encodes 827 amino acids.